AUGGCACGUGCUGUCAACCACCACAGGUACAAGGAAAGACCGGCAAAUCCCACUGACCUAUCAUUUGAGAUCAACUAUGACUAUCUACAAUGCAGAGAAUUCAUCAUUGGGGACAUACAGGUACAAGAGGCCAGACACAUCCUGUUCGCCACCCAGGAUCAACUCCGUUUGUUGCUCACUAAACGCUGGUUCAUCGACGGAACAUUUAAGAUUGUUGACGCACCUUUCAACGGCGGACAACUGAUGUCCAUUCACUCUUUCAUGGAAAAAGAUGGUAAUUGCAAACAGGUGCCACUCAUGUUUGCACUCAUGUCAAGACGACGUCGGGACGACUACGUAGCUGUGUUCCGGAAGUUGCUUGACGUCUUAGGCACUGUCCAAGUUGAGGAGUUCAUGCUGGAUUGUGAGCAAGCUGCUUGGUUGGCUGUACGUGAGUGUUUCCCCGGUGCCAUAGUGAAAGGCUGUGUGUUUCACUGGACCAAGGCUGUUUGGGCUCGGGUGAUGGACCUCGGGUUGAAGCCUGCGUAUAUGCAGCGGUCCUCUGCCUUCAACCUCAUUCGCCAGCUGUUGUGCCUGCCAUUCUUACCAGCACAACACAUUCGCUCAACGUUUCUAAAGUUUGCAGAGCACGAAAGGUCACAUCCGGAUCGCGAAAAGAGGAACAGACUGAUGGAUUACAUCUCGCGCCAGUGGCUUGAUCACCCUAUCUUCGAUGUUGACAGUUGGUCCGUGUUCGGUUACCAGAUCCGAACGAAUAACGACGUUGAAGGAUAUCACCAUCGUCUGAACUCGAGAGCUGGUCCCCGCGGUCUGUCAUUUUACAGAUUAGUACCUGUGCUGCUCAGUGAGUGCCAGCAUGCACAGCGGCUCGCAACCCUGAUAGCAUCCGGCAGCAAUGACGGCACAAAUAGAGGCCGUCAGUACAGACACCUCUCCCAAAAAGUAAAGGAUUUAUUUGAAAAAUACUCCGCGGGUGAACUGACGACCACUCACUACCUGCGUGCUUGCGGAAAACUAUACGGACCGCUAGACAUGGAUUAA
Dreissena polymorpha is the source of this 1041-nucleotide messenger RNA. RefSeq lists its product as uncharacterized. The transcript is spliced from 5 exons. The record is from RefSeq and is a predicted model, not a curated record. NCBI's taxonomy places the organism in Eukaryota, Metazoa, Mollusca, Bivalvia, Myida, Dreissenidae. Bases 1 to 1041 code for a protein of 346 amino acids.